This is a messenger RNA of Condylura cristata (star-nosed mole), 2278 nucleotides long. It is a transcript of the gene PLAU, whose product is annotated as plasminogen activator, urokinase. Gene Ontology annotation, biological process: regulation of cell adhesion mediated by integrin; plasminogen activation; fibrinolysis. The record is from RefSeq and is a predicted model, not a curated record. Gene Ontology annotation, molecular function: serine-type endopeptidase activity. The transcript has 11 exons. NCBI's taxonomy places the organism in Eukaryota, Metazoa, Chordata, Mammalia, Eulipotyphla, Talpidae. Bases 116 to 1420 code for a protein of 434 amino acids.
AGCCGCAGAGCUCGGUGCAGAGUCGGAGAGGCAACCGGCCCUAACCAAACCCGCCCUGCGUGGUCCUUCGCGCCGCCGCCACCGAGAGGAAGCCUAGGGCUACCGCCUCGCCAACAUGAGAGUUCAACUGGCAUGCCUGCUUCUCUGCACCCUGGUAGUGAGCGACUCCGAAGGAAGUCUUGAAUUUCUUUCAGCGUCUGAGGCAUCAAACUGUGGCUGUCAGAAUGGAGGGACAUGUGUGCACUACAAGUACUUCUCCAACAUUCAUCGAUGCAACUGUCCAAAGAGAUUUGAAGGGGAACACUGUGAAAUAGAUAGAUCAAAAACCUGCUAUCAUGGCAAUGGUCACUCUUACCGAGGAAAAGCUAACACCGACACCAUUGGCCGGCCCUGCCUACACUGGAACUCUCCUGCUGUCCUUCUGAAAAUGUACCAUGCACACAGACCUGAUGCUCUUGAGCUGGGUCUGGGGAAACACAAUUACUGCAGGAACCCAAACAACCACAGAUGGCCCUGGUGCUAUGUGCAGGUUGGCCGACAACAGCACGUCCAAGAGUGUAAGGUGCACGACUGUUCUUUUGGAAAAGAGCUCCUCUCUCCUCCAGAAAAAGCAGCAUUUCAGUGUGGCCAGAAGGCUCUGCGGCCCCGCUUUAAGAUUAUUGGGGGAGAAUUCACCACCAUCGAGAACCAGCCUUGGUUUGCAGCCAUUUACAGGAAGCACCGUGGAGGCUCUGUCACUUAUGUGUGUGGUGGCAGUCUCAUCAGUCCUUGCUGGGUGGUCAGCGCCACACACUGCUUCAUCAAUUACCAAAACAAGGCAGAGGACUACAUCAUCUACUUGGGUCGGUCAAAGAUGAACUCUGUUACACCUGGGGAGAUGAAGUUUGAGGUAGAACAACUCAUCUUUCACGAGGACUACAGCUCUGACACACUUGCUCACCACAACGAUAUUGCCUUGCUGAAGAUCAGGACCAGCACCGGCCAAUGUGCGCAGCCAUCCCGGACCAUACAGACCAUCUGCCUGCCCCCAGUGUCCGGUGAUGACCGUUUUGGCACAGACUGUGAGAUUUCUGGCUUUGGAAAAGAGAAUGUCUCUGACUAUUUCUAUCCUGAGCAGCUAAAAAUGACUGUUGUGAAGUUGGUGUCCUAUAGGGAGUGUCAGCAGCCCCACUAUUAUGGCUCUGAAGUCACCCACAAAAUGUUAUGUGCUGCAGACCCACAGUGGGAAACAGAUUCCUGCCAGGGAGACUCCGGGGGUCCCCUGGUCUGCUCCAUCAAAGGCCGCCUGACUCUAACUGGGAUUGUGAGCUGGGGCAGUGGAUGUGCCAUGAAGAACAAGCCGGGUGUCUACACAAGGGUCUCACGUUUCCUGUCUUGGAUCCGCUUUCACACCGGAGAAGAGAAUGGCCUAACCCGCUGAGGGCUCCCAGAAAAUCAAGGGAGGAAAUGGGGUCCACCCACUUCCAUGAUGACAGUCAUUUGGACAGUAGGGCCAUCUCUGCUAGGUAUAUGUAAGGGAGAGACUGCAGAACAUAGUCUGCAGAGGUGGUUUUGUUUGUUCUACCCAAUGGGUGAGCACUAGCUUUACUCUCAGAUACAGGCCUGGGUGCUGGUUGCCCAGGCCCCUUCUGGCCAGGAUGGAGGGGUGGUCCUGAUCCAGGAUAGUGUAGACCAUUAGUCUUUUCUAGACUAAAGCCUCCUGGAGUUUAAAAAAAAAAAAUGGCCUCUCCUGUGCAUGGGUGGAAGGAGUGGGCAUUUAUGAGGCCUACUAUUGAGAAAUGAAUCAUUUCCCAAUAAGGAAGUGUAACAGAACUGAGGUCUCUUAAAGGAGCUUGGCCAAUGUAGGAACAGUGGUUUGGGUAGUAAAGAUAAUAAUGAUUUGAGGGAAGAACUCUGACAUUCCAUGAAUGUAUCAAGAAAUAUAUGUUUGUGUAUGUUUAUACACUUGUGCAUGGACUGUGUCAGUGGAAGAGCUGGUGUGUUCCUGUGUCUGACUGCAAGUCUCGAGAUUCCCCUAAACGGUGUGGAGUGGAAUACCACAUAGAAGCGUUUGUUUGGAGAGGUCUUGGGUCACUCCUAGAGUCUCGUGGUCUCCUGGGUCUCCCAUGUGAUGGUGCCUAAGAAUGUAUCAUUCUGGGGCACAGCCUGUGACCAGCACUAAAUGUCUAUUUCACUUUCAUAUAGAUGUCCCUUGGCCAAUUAUACCUUCUGACCUACCAGCCUUGUUCAUCCAAUUCUUCACUGAGUGAAUGAGGACCACUCCUGUACACUGAAUAUU